This is a messenger RNA of Labeo rohita (rohu), 6516 nucleotides long. It is a transcript of the gene gna11b, whose product is annotated as guanine nucleotide binding protein (G protein), alpha 11b (Gq class). The record is from RefSeq and is a predicted model, not a curated record. Gene Ontology annotation, molecular function: G protein-coupled receptor binding; G-protein beta/gamma-subunit complex binding; guanyl nucleotide binding. The coding region runs from base 843 to 1922 and encodes 359 amino acids. Gene Ontology annotation, biological process: action potential; phospholipase C-activating dopamine receptor signaling pathway; adenylate cyclase-modulating G protein-coupled receptor signaling pathway. Lineage: Eukaryota; Metazoa; Chordata; Actinopteri; Cypriniformes; Cyprinidae. Gene Ontology annotation, cellular component: heterotrimeric G-protein complex. The transcript is spliced from 7 exons.
CCGCUGAUGUAGGAGGAGACGCUGCUGUCAUCUGCAAAAAAAAGUGGCAUAAUCCAUUUUUAAAGGCAACGGGCUUUUCCCCCCACUUCCAGGAAUUUUAUUUUUCUACAAGUGCUGUGACCGAGCGCUCCCUUUGACACUGAGGGGAAUGUUUUUGACGUUAUUCAAUUAUUGAAGCAGUGACGCUUCAUUCAGCCGAGCGGACAGCGAUUCCUCCUUUUCUGAGGAGGAAUCUCUUUUUCCUCCAUUUGAAGGGGUGGAUAAGGCUGGAGAGAGGGGGAAAUAGGAAAAGUGGAUGUCGCGACUCUGCGAUCUGUCCCGUUUUCACCGGGACCCGUGUUGGUGGUGAGCCGCCGCGGAGCUGUUGUGGGAGUGUCGCACGUACGCGAGGAUAGUUUGCCCUGGAUUUUUCAAUCAUUUGCGAGAUAAGGCUCCCGGACCUCCUCCUCCUCCUCCUCCUCGUCGUCUUCGUCGUCGACGACGCUGCCCUCCCUUCCUCAUCCUCCCGGUUUUUUCUUCCUCUCUUACCUCCGUGAUUUUGCCGCGGUCCGCACGCGGGGUAGAGGCUCGCGCUCACCGCGAGAGGACUGAACGCAGCGCGCGAGGCCCCCCGGCCCCCUCCCCCACUCUCAAACCCCCUUCAGAUCAUCUCCUCACCUCCCUUCUCAUUUUUUCCCUUCUUCUUCUUAAUAUUUUUCCUCAGAGGAGGAGGAUUGGGGGGAUUAUUUCAUUUUUACCCGCCUUUUUUCCAGCGGCCACCCGAGCCGAGUGAUAUUUUUGUGUUUUUUUUCUUGUUUCUGAAGCCCCGACGAGGCCGGGCUGUGUACAGUAAAGCAGUGGGGAUGACUUUAGAGUCGAUGAUGGCCUGCUGCCUGAGCGAAGAGGCCAAGGAGUCGAAACGAAUCAACGCCGAAAUCGAUAAGCAACUGCGUCGAGACAAGCGCGACGCGAGAAGGGAGUUGAAGCUGCUCUUGCUCGGCACGGGUGAGAGCGGCAAGAGUACGUUCAUCAAACAGAUGCGUAUCAUCCAUGGCGCCGGAUACACAGACGAAGACAAACGUGGAUUCACAAAGCUGGUGUACCAGAACAUCUACACCUCCAUGCAGGCCAUGAUCCGCGCCACUGAGACCCUGAAAAUCGGCUACAAGUAUGAGCAGAACAAGGCGAACGCCAUGCUGGUGAAGGAGGUAGACAUUGAGAAGGUGUCGUCAUUCGACCAGCCCUACAUUAAUGCCAUUAAGAUGCUGUGGUCAGAUCCAGGCAUUCAAGAGGCCUACGACAGACGCCGAGAGUACCAGCUGUCAGACUCCACAAAAUACUAUCUAUCUGAUCUGGAUCGUAUCGCCGAACCCUCCUACCUUCCCACCCAGCAGGAUGUUCUGAGGGUUCGAAUCCCGACCACGGGGAUUAUUGAAUACCCGUUUGACCUUCAAAGCAUCAUUUUCAGGAUGGUUGAUGUAGGAGGUCAGAGGUCAGAGCGCAGGAAGUGGAUCCACUGUUUUGAGAAUGUGACGUCCAUCAUGUUUCUGGUGGCUCUGAGCGAGUACGAUCAGGUUCUGGUGGAAUCAGACAAUGAGAAUCGUAUGGAGGAGAGCAAGGCUCUGUUCAGGACGAUAAUCACAUAUCCAUGGUUCCAAAACUCUUCUGUCAUCCUCUUCCUAAACAAGAAGGACCUGCUAGAGGAGAAGAUCUCCUACUCCCACCUGGUUGACUAUUUCCCAGAGUUUGAUGGGCCCCAAAGGGACGCCCAGGCAGCACGGGAGUUCAUCCUGAAGAUGUUUGUGGAUCUGAACCCAGACAGCGACAAGAUCAUCUACUCACAUUUCACCUGCGCCACUGACACGGAGAACAUCCGCUUCGUGUUCGCGGCGGUGAAAGACACCAUCCUGCAGCUAAACCUGAAGGAAUACAACCUGGUGUGAGACGUGCGACGAGUCCGACACAUGAAUCAGCAUAGAACAGGCACCCACAGAGCGUGCGCACACCUACGUCCACACACCACACACACACACACAUACACACAUAUACACACACACACACAUAUGCGUCAAGUACACUUUCAGAAACACAUGGUUCUUUUGAUUUCUCGUUCCCAGCUUCCAGAGUUUUUCUCUUUCUGUCCAGCGGAAUCAUAACGGACGUGUCCUGCUCAUCAUUCGUUUUUUUAUUCGUUUGCCAAAGUCUGUCUGCUCAUCGUCAAAGGCCUCUUUCCCUUUUAUCAAAUUUGACCACCAGUGGCUCGGAUUUGACAAAGGGCGUUAGACUCCGUCUCGCCGCUCCAACGUUCGUGUAUUUCAAGGAAAUGUUGGAUUGGCGGAGCUUUGAUGAGAAUGAUCUGUGAUUCGCUGGCCUGAAAAACUGGAAGUGACGUUUCUUCCCCUUUUUCCUUACCGUCACUCCAAUCACGUCAUCUGCUCCGAGCGUUUCUCGGGAAUUCUGCCUGGAUGAAUGGAAAAAUGUGGUUUUCACAGCCCUGCAAAAAGACAAAAAAAGAAAAAAAAAAUCACAACAUAUUUACAUACUUGUACAUGGACACAUGGACUAGUGCUGUGGUGCCGGAAGUUCCGAAACGGAUCCUUCCGAGGAUUCCGGCGGAUUCUAGAAUCCAGUGGAUUCCAGCGGGUUCCACUGACGGUGUGGAGAACCUUUCACUCGCAGAGAUGAUUCUCUCGACGAGGCUAGUCUUCAACUCGCAUCGAUGAAUGUAAACUUCAUGUGAGAGCAUCGCAAAUGCAAAAAAAGAAAAACAUCAAAAAAUCCGAAAAAAAAAAAUGAUAAUGAACGAAAAAUAGUGUAAGAAUGCCUAUAUAAGCAAAACGAUACAAAGCACGCGAGGGAGAGAUGAAACUAAUUAAAUCUGUGUAUAUUGCUGAGAUGAUCAUUUUAAAAACUUUUUAAUGAUAAGUAACUAUAGCUACUUCUACUGCUACCGAAUAUAAAGUAAAUUAUAACAGCAGUCGAAUUAAUAAUGAUGGGUAAGAGACAAAGUUAAGGUUUUUAAAUGUGCGCAAAACAGGAUUAUACAUUUACGAUAGGUAUUGUUCUGCAGAUUUCCACAUUUAACGUCGAAAAUGAUUGCAUUGCUUCCUUCCCCCAACAGUCGUUAGGUUUUAUCCUGGUUUUAAUUUGCAAUCUAAAAAAGUAGUUUCGAAGUGCGAUCUUUUUUCGCUCGUGAACAGAUACUUUAUUAAUCAGAAUCCAAGCCGCAGACUCGCGGGUAUCGUCGCCAUCUAGUGGCACGGAUGCACACAAUUCAUUCUUUGUUUACGCUGUUUUUUUUUUGUUUUUUUUUUUUAAAUUGUCAUAACGUAAGUUCGGACGACAAUUUCAAGAAUUUCGCACGAGUUAUGGUGGGAUCGCGGGAGGACGGGGUUGGGGGGACAGGAUAGCAUUUAUGCGCUGAAGUUAAUUGAUUGUGUAUAUUUAUAUUUGUAAAUACGUAUACACAUUAUUGCUUAUGUACAAAACGUCUGUGGUACACUAUCUUUGGCAAAAAAAAAAAAAGAAAAAAAUCACUUUUUCGUAAUUGUGUACGGUUCUGUUGGUUUUCUUAUGAAUUACAAUAUUAUUGAUACUGUGAUUCUUCGUUUUAAUUUUUGAUUUUUCUUUUUUUGGUCACUAUGAAUACGUCAAAUGAUAUACACAUAGCUGUACCUGACGGUAACGUGCGGAGGACGGAUGUGAUGAGCAAUUUGAUUUUUCGAAAACGUUUGGAAACAUCGGAUAGGUAAACGGCCUCCUCUACGGUGUGAAUGUUAUAUAAGAUACUAAAUAAAAAUAUGAUUUUUAAGCAAAAGAAAAAAAUAAUUAAAGAACGUUUUAUUUAUAUAAUUUAUGGACCAGAUCUGAAGUUGUUGAUAAUUUGAAUGCUUUUGUUUCCUCUUUUCCUAUUUGAAGCACUCCCAUGUUAUGAGACAGAAAUAGGAGACUAGUGUCUGUACUGCUGUAUAAACCUCCGUUAUGGAUAAAAUUAUCAGCUUUUUUUAUUUUUUUUAUUUUCUGUUUUAGUUUUUGUUCCCAAACACACAAUAUAUUGUACUAUAAAUAUUUUUCCCUACCCACACUUUUCACUUUCCUACAGAUUACUUUUUUUUUUUUUUUUAAUUUCCAAAUGUUUAGGUGAAGUGCUUAUAAAACAAACAUAGGAAAUGAUGUACCAUAUGAAAAUAGACAGCUUUUUAUCUGUGAUUGAAGAUCUAUUUGGUCGACGCUUGCAAGUAGUGACUUCUGAUUUCAUUUCAAUUUUGUUAUAAAUUCACAGCUUGUUUCCUUCAUUGUGUACGUGAUGCACAGAUAGAAAAAAAAGUGUUCUACGGUUCUUUUACAGUCGAUAUUUUAUACAGGUGAUGUAUUCAUUCAUUUUCAUCAAGGGCUACGAAAAACACGCCACAUGAAAACCAGAAACGAUCGGUCACAGCUCAGAAGUGUGUGAUUCGGUACCGGGGGGAAACGCGAUCAGAAAUGCACCCAUUCCACCAAACGCUCAUGCAUUAUUCAUUGUUUUAUCACUUUUGCUGCCAUGCAUCUGAGUUCUUCACUUGCCACGGUCGCCGGACGCUCUACUAGAGAAGCGAAGUCCCAAACGCUUUCUUGAUGGAUAUAAAACCUGACGUGUUAUUUGUAAACUGAACCCGUGUAAUUCAGUGUUUAAGUGGGGUUUAGAAAUGUCACACCAUUUUGUAAAUCCUGCAGUGUUUUCUUCAUGUUCGUAGUGAGUUAAAUUGAAGAAACCAAGCAAACUGAGCACUAAAUCUUCUGAAACACCAUCAUUUUGAUGCACGUCUUAUUCUGAAGUGUUCAAAUGGAUCUUAGUCUCACUAUGAGAACGUGUUGCUUUGUUGUAUCAAUUGUAAGAUCAGAGUGGGCCACUAUUUGGCACAGCUUGAUUGUUCUUCAUGCACUUUUUGUUUUUUUCCGUGCCACAAGGCAAGCGCUUAAAGCUACAGGCCGACCGUUCGAGCUACACAUAUCUAAAAACGUGCCAGUCCCAUUAAGUCUCGUAUUUGAUGUAUUCACCUCUACCUCUGUGAACCGUGAGAUGUUUUUUGGGCAUUUUAGGAUGGGUAGUCACAUGACAAGCACACUUCUUUCGUCCGUAGGGCACAGUCAGUGAGGUUUGGAGGCCAAACUUUGUUCACUUAUUAGAUCUUGCCAACGACCUGCAUGUAUUUUCGACAAAUCAACACCUUUCUCAGGCCAAAAAAAAAAAAAAAAUUAUCUUCCUAAAAGGUUUGGCGAGUGGUACAUGGAAAAUAGCAUCUGUCCCGCUGUUGGCAAGAGAAAGAGUUGGCCUGUGGUGUUGUUUCAGUUCAGCAGUGGACAAGUGAAUACACAUAUCAGUUAUGAAGGCUUUGGCUGUUCUGGGUUUAACUUGUGCUAGAAAAUACCAUGCAAAUGCAUAAAUGCUUGAGCAAAGCAUUGCAAACUUGUCUUGUGGAUAAUCCUCAGUACUCAAGAGGGUGCUAGAGUUUCCUUUAAAUACCUGUGCCAUUAAACCGGAUGUUAUUAUUCCUUAAGGAAAAUUGGCUGUGGAAGUUGCUUGAUUUUGGCAUCCACUUUCAACUCAAAAAUGGAUCUUACGCAUUCCUAUCUUUAUCUAGGAGCAUAAAAUAAGGUGUCUUGCCCUUUUAAGUUCUGUGUCCUUUUUAAUUCACACGAUGGUUGCAAAUGGAUUCAAUGAUUCAUUGCAUUUGAGUGCUUGUAAAGACUCGCUCAGCAAGAUGCAGUGAACAUAUGAAGCUUGCUGCCCCAUUGCAGACAUCAGAGCGAGACUAUUGUGUUAUUUCCAUGUAAACAUGUUUACUGGUACGGUUAGAUGCAUCUGUGGUGGACGGUCGAAUGGUCUUUAAAAUUAGAUUUUUGCUUUCAUCCCCUGUUCUUUCAUUGUUAUGCAUAACCUGAAAGCUGUUGUGUCCAGGACCACUUGAUCAUGUACAUUUUAUUUGGGUUUUCUCUCUCUCAUUCUUCCUCUGCUACUUUGUACCCUUUUAUUUUGUAAUUAUACCAAAUGUAAAUGUUGUAUAAUAUUGUGCGUGCCAAUCCCCUUCUCUGAGACUGACUCAUAACAAGUGCCAAUUGUUGUCCAAAUCACACACGGACCGUGAAAUUAGACACGGCCGUCUUUUAAAAAUGAGUAAAACACUAAAGAAAGUAAAUGGAUUUACUUUGUAUUUAAGUUAGAAGAUAAACUGCUGUUUUUCUCUUUUUUCUUUUUCUUUUUUUUAAGAAAUUGUAAUUAUUAAAGCAUGUGCUCUUUGUCCAGGUGGGAGUUUUGGGGCUCAGACAAACAUCGAAAUCCUCGAGACGAGGAAACAUAGUGGAAAUUUAUUUUACGACAUUUUCUCGCCAUAUUUUAUUGUUGUUUUUAUUUGUAUUUGUUUCAUUUCAACCACUGUUGCCUGAACCUCAUUCAAACAUGGAAAUGAUUUUCAUAACCGCCUUCUAAAAAAAAAAAAAAAAAAAAAAAAUUAUAAAGUAUCUGUUUUAAAUUUAAAUAAAUUUGUUCCUAUACUUGCU